CACGAGUUUUACUGUCUAUCGUAAGCUGUCCAGGCAACCGAGCUACAAUGUCGCGAAUCGUUCUCGUUCUCCUCGUCGUUAUGGCGGUGUUCUCUGCCAGUUCGCACAGCCAACAGUGCGGUCAAAACGAGGAAUACAAUGCCUGUGGUUCGGCCUGCGAACCAGCCUGUGGCCAAGCCCCAAAGCAAGUCUGCACGGCGCAAUGCAUAAUAGGUUGCCAAUGUAAGUCAGGAUACUUGAGGAACAAUAACGGAGCUUGCGUCAGUCCACAGGAGUUCCUGUCGGACAGAGUUGUAACCGCUCCAGCUGACGGAGGAAGUAGUACCGAACUUGGGAUUGUGUGCGGCAGAAACGAAGAGCCGACGAAAUGCAUCGCAUGUAUACCAACCUGUGAUCAUCCCCUGCCUCUGGUGUGUCACAAUCCACCGAAUUGUCAGUCGGGUUGCAAGUGCAAGUUGGGCUUCUUGAAAGACAGCGACGGCGACUGCGUGACGAUCAUAGGUUGCAUAAUCGAUAACAUAAAGAACGGACGCGAAUGGUCCAUCGCCGAUCUUAUGAAGUUUCCACAGCAGAAAAACACUACAAACAUGUCUCGCGCUGUAGUGCUUCUCUUCAUCGUCGUGGCUCUUGCCUACACCACCGCGUUUCCCCAGGACAUGGAAGCUGCUCAGGAGUGUGGACCUAACGCUGUGUUCAACGCUUGCGGAUCGCCCUGCCAAGAUACCUGUGACGGGCCUGCCAAACCGAUCUGCACACUGAGAUGCGUGAUUGGCUGCCAGUGUAAACCCGGCUACGUGAAGAAUAAGGACAACGAAUGCGUUCUGACGCGCAACUGUUAGACUCCGCAAUCGCGGUAUUUCAUUUUAAUUUAAACGAAAAAAAGACAAGAAAACGUCUGGGACAGUUAUGCACGGUAGAAUGCUUCCUUCGAGCCGGUAUAACAUGAUUAAUUCUUAGUGGUAACCACUACACAAAUGAAAUCUAACACAACUGUUUUAUCGCUUACUUUUGUUAAGCCUGAUGUAUACUGUAUAUCUUUAAUAUAAAAAUUAUAAGCAAGA
Messenger RNA from Dufourea novaeangliae, 1061 nucleotides. RefSeq names its product inducible metalloproteinase inhibitor protein-like. The transcript has 9 exons. NCBI's taxonomy places the organism in Eukaryota, Metazoa, Arthropoda, Insecta, Hymenoptera, Halictidae. The coding region runs from base 48 to 839 and encodes 263 amino acids. The record is from RefSeq and is a predicted model, not a curated record.